CUCGGUGUAUGUGUGUACAUUCACUUGUCGUGGGUAUGUAUACUCGGUGUAUGUGUGUAUAUUUACUUGUCAAAUACCGGUUUUAAGUAAGGAGAUUUAAACCUCUCACGAUGUACGUUAUACUUCCUUGUAAAUGUUGAGUCGCCACUACGCUCAAAUAUGUCGACGACAAAUUUAGUGAUCAACAGAUAUGUGUGUCUGAUCUUAUUCCUGAUAUUCAACACAACUAGAUCUGAAGCUAACGUAGCCUUAGUUAAGCCAGCUGAGCAGAGUAGCAAGCACGGACACGUUGAAUGGGUAGCAAGUAAGGCUGUGGAUGGCUGCACACAGACAACUAUAGCAUCUAACUGCUGUACACACACACAGAACAAUGGUCCAAAACAGUCCUGGUGGCGUGUAAACAUGGGUGACCUGAUGACAAUCAAUAGCAUCACUAUAUAUUACAGAGAUAAAUUCCAAAAACGUUUCGCCGGGUAUCAGCUCUACUUGUCUAACACCACCGAGAGCCCUACACAAGGUGUCCUUUGUUUUGAGGACAAGAGUGCUACCGAAGCUCAGGUACAGUUGUUGGUGACACAUCAGUGCCCGUAUGUAGCUCGGUACGUGACCGUCUACAACUAUAGAAACAACCCCAAACGGUACAGUUGGUAUGAUGAUUAUGCCGUUAUCGAGUUAUGUGAGGUGCAGGUAUUUGGAUGUCAAGUAGGGCAGUACGGUAAUGGUGACUGUAACAGCCAGUGCUCCGGAAACUGUUAUGGUGGUAACUGUAACUCCACAACCGGUUCCUGCUUUUACUGUUUUCCAGGAAAGUAUGGCGAUUACUGUAACAACGAUUGCUCCACGAAGUGUACAGACAUUACUUGUGAGAAGGACACCGGAUAUUGUUCUGGAUGUAAUGCAGGAUUCCGUGGCAACAAGUGUGAUCAGAGUUGUCCUGCUAACUGUGAAGACCAACUGUGUAUACAGAACUCUGGAGACUGUACAGGUGAAUGCGCAGCGGAUCGCCAAGAUAGACAAUUCCGUAAGUGUUGUAUACUUUCAGCAUGCGAUCCGGGAUUUUAUGGGAGUAGCUGUAACCAGAAAUGUUCUGGAAACUGUAAAGACAAAACUUGUGUACAAGGGAGUGGGUUAUGCAAAGACUGCGAAGACGGGUUUUUUGGUCCCGAAUGCAACCCCUGUUCGACUGGCUGUGUCAAUCCCACCUGCAACAAAUCAUUUGGAAAUUGUAGUCGAUGUAAUGCAGGAUUCCAUGGCAAUAAUUGUGAUCAGAGUUGUCCUGCUAACUGUGAAGACCAACUGUGUAUACAGAACUCUGGAGACUGUACAGGAUGUGAUCCUGGUUAUCACGGCAGUGAUUGUUAUCAGACAUGUUCGGCCAAUUGUGCUAACCAAACGUGUGAUCAGAACACUGGCCAAUGUACAGAAUGUAAGCCUGGUCUGUUUGGUCCUGACUGUACCCAGACCUGUCCAGUCGGUUGUCAGAACAAGUGUGACAGAAACACCGGAGAGUGUAAUGCCUGUGAAGUUGGAAAAUACGGAUUAAAAUGUGAUCGUAUUUGUUUAAGUCAAUGCCACAACGGGAAAUGCAAACAAAUAGAUGGCCACUGUGAAGAAUGUAUCCAAGGAUUUCAUGGCGACGACUGUUCUAAGACGUGCCAAGACAACUGUAAAAACAAGACUUGUCUUCAGGAGAAUGGGCACUGUUCAGGAUGCAAAGAUGGAUAUUUCACCGACCACUGUGAUAGGAGCUGUCCGUCCUCCUGUAUGACAGACGUUUGUGACAUGAUUACAGGUUUGUGUAUGGCCCCUGCACAGCCUACACAGCCAGGCAGUUUUAAUAUAUCUGCAGCGGGAAUAGGGAUCGGAUCUGGGGUGGUCAUUCUGGCUCUGGUGGUAUUGGUCAUCAUAUUGGUCAGACGUCUCUCAAGCAACAAAACCGACAAUAGGAAUUCCACACAUAUGACAGAUUUGUCUCAGUCUGUGAGGCGAGAAGAGUUACAGAAAAACACAGAUGGUACAUACGACGAAAUAGGAUCCCAUACCAUGAAACAACCUACCGAGACGAACAGAACCGAUGCAAAUUAUGAACAACUGAACCCUCGUGACAGAGAACCCACACAUAUCUAUAACACUGCCUAGACCGUUGUUUAGUAAAUGAGAGAACAAAUGUCAACAAAUAAGAUUUCAAUGACGACUCGAAAUUUACAAUUGUGACGUCAUAAUCCUCUGUGAUUUGUCAAAGUUUGAAACUAGAAUCGUUUUAAGAUUAGUUUGGCCGUAUCUUUAUGGAUGAAAAGCAAAAAGAAUAUCCUUUGUCAUGAUAGGCCAACCAUGUGCAUACAACGUAAGUUGUUUAAUUUUGUAAAACAUUCGGAAGAACUAUCAGGUCUUUUGACAACUUUAACGCAAACUAAAAUGACACGAUAACCAAUCUUAUCCCCUAUAGGGUAACGAUACACAUAAUACUAGGCCGGUCGUCAAUUCAAGACGAAAUGUUUGUUGCAUAAGAACCAAGUCUCCACAUGACACUGAUUCAAUAAUGCGUGUUUACAUUGGUAUUCAGUUGAUAUUAUAGCAUUCUACCGCUUUUGUAUUCACCUCGAUUUGGAUGUUAUAUGUUAAAGUAGUUAAUUGCCAAUUAACUCUUGUAGUAGGUAGUGGAUACGGCUAGUCAAAGUUCCUGUAUGCUUUUAUUAAUCGUCACUCAUAAAAGGAAUAACAAUCCGUUCUAGUAUUUACUGAAAUACUCUUGUGCAUACGCAUGUACUCAUUUGUUAAGCUUAAAGUAUAUGUUUUUCCACAUGACAUUUGCCUCAUAUUUUAAUCAUAUAAGGGAUUGAACGGCUAGGGCUUCAUGUUUAAUAUGGAUGUAACCGAUUUAUGAAACGCCGUUCAAUCCAUAUAUUUACGUUUUACCUAUAGAACAAUUUUUGAGUUUAUUUAUUUGUUCUUAAAUAACUUAUUCAUUUAUUGCGUUUUGUUAAUGCGUCGUCCUUUAAACGACAUUAACAGAAUAGCCCUAUUUUCAUCAAAUUGGCGCCAAUAAUUAACCGUAGUCAUUUGAGUGGUUGACGUAGGGGCAUUCUCCAUGUUAACCAAAGCGAAGCGACAAGACUUUCAUUAAACAAGGUUAAUCCAUGACGUCAUAAGUAAACCACGUGAUACGUCACGAGAGUUUUUGCUUUUAGACUCGAAUGAAAUGCAUUUCUGCUGAUAAUGUUCAUAUAGUUGGUUGCAGCGCCGGUGUAUAUAUGUGUUUACGAACAAAAUAUGUAAACCCUUGAUUUAUAUUGAUUCUAUUGAGAAACUUCGAUAUUUUGAGUCACGAUAAGGACCUAUCAAAACAUCUAAGUACAUAUGUUUAUGUAACAUAUACGUUUGGUCUCAUAAGAAUCCUUGUCCUUAUGUUUUCGUCAGGGUGUUUGUUCUAUGAAUUGUAAAUCGGACUGAUUAAUGAUAAAAUGUAAAGAUAUAUGCAGUGAUUUAGAGAGCUACGAAAUAUAAGCAUCUUAUUUCUUUAGUCGUUUUGUUUAGUAUUGAUAUACUGCUAUUCGCAAUGAUGUCCUACUUCAAUACGUCACGAGUUUGGUUUUUGUACGUGUGAUGCAAGGUAUCAUCAUCACCCCCACCUCUUUACAAAGUCAAACUUUUUGUUCAGGGGGUUCAGUAUAAUACUGUUCUGUAUAAGAACGAGCCAAGCAAAUAGUAAAACGCAGAUUCCCGUAGUACAUCACUACUUUGUUUUAGAAUAAAUCUGAACACUAUAUAAGAAAACAGAUGUUUCUCAUUAAAUCAAAUGU
This is a messenger RNA of Mizuhopecten yessoensis (Yesso scallop), 3800 nucleotides long. Its product is annotated as multiple epidermal growth factor-like domains protein 10. Gene Ontology annotation, molecular function: scavenger receptor activity. The record is from RefSeq and is a predicted model, not a curated record. The coding region runs from base 160 to 2139 and encodes 659 amino acids. NCBI's taxonomy places the organism in Eukaryota, Metazoa, Mollusca, Bivalvia, Pectinida, Pectinidae. The transcript has 16 exons.